UACAAAUACAUUCUGGUGCAAUGAGCAUGUAGGAUUCUUAUCCGAUCUAGUUAUCAAUAUUUCUAGGUUUCCAUGUAAGAAUUGUGAAAAUAUGAGUCCCAAGAAGAAAAAAGCAAGGACCUCUCCCAGUCUCAGGCCUUCUAAAUCAUCUGCAAAACGAGAAAAUGAAUUAAAAGACCCUGAGCUAUCACGCAAGCGAAUAAAAACAGAAAUAUCCCCCGAAGAAGAUAUGCAAUCUAAAAAGAAGAAAAACUUUGUCACUGCUUGUGAAAAAGUAUCCUACGAAGCUUAUUUUGAUAAACGUUCGAGAUUUCAACUUGUUUACUUACCCGCUUGUGCUACAGGAAAUGCAUGUGUUCACCAAGAAUAUAAAAAUGAAACUUUAUUGAAGCCUAUGUCAUCAUAUGCGGAGCAAUCAUUCAAAAUUGAGAUGAAAACAAAUAUGUGGUAUGAAGCUUUAGAAGUGGGCUUCCUGAGUAUCACACCAAACCAGUAUUUAUCGGCAAAUGUACUCAAAGACAUAGUAGAGAUUAUGUUGAAUGCUCAUGAAGACAGCUGUACUGGCUACACAAUAGGAUACUUGCUGGACAAAUGUCAAACAUUACUGUCACAAAAUUUCAGCACUCACCCACCUUGUUUAGUUAAAACCCUUAGAAAGUGUUAUACAGAAUUUCUGACAUCACCCCUUGACUUAAAAGAGAACACAUUUUCUAACCGAUCAAAUUUUGAAAGUAACAAAGGAAUUGUAAAGUAUUGUAUGAAUAGACUUGAAUAUGAAAUUAGUGCGGAAAGUGAUGAUAAACCGCUCAUAGAUAAAUGUGAGCAUAUUCCUGAAGACAUGAAGCAGACUGUGCGAGGUUUGCAUUGGCAGAAAGAAAAGUUUGAGAUUUAUGAACUUCUUGAACGUAACGAUAGAAUCGAGAGGCUGAUGUGUGUGUUAGAGAGCAUCAUUGAACUUUUACAAUUCGAUCUGGCUAUAUGGCUUUCAAGAUACACUCGUAAUUUGGGCUGCCACCUCAUGAGGUCACACAAGCCACUAAUGGCUUAUAUCUUAUGGUCAAACAAUGUUCUUUAUACUGGAGCAGUGAAUAUUAAUUGCCGACAAAUAUUGACACUUUUUGCACACUUUGUACACCUGCAGUACCCAGUGAAACAUUUGAGGAUCAUGGUUAAUUGGUUAAACACGAUAGUACAAACUUUCUACUUCUGUGAAACAAAUUCAAAUAGUGACUAUCCUCACACAGGAAAAUAUUGCAUGACAUUUGCUCAAGAAUUCUAUAAAAUUAUCUCAGUAAUGCCACCAGAUUCAAUAAUACGAAUAUUAGAAUUAAUACAACCAAGCUACAUGCAGUACCUUAUUGCCGCAUUGCAUAUUAAGACACUACUUUCUACUAAUGAGGAUGAUCUCAUACAAAUCCUAAUUAAUUUUGUUACAAAAAAACAAUGGACAGAAUUUCCUGAUAGUGAUGAAAAAAUAGCUAUUUCUAAGAAAAUGUUUAGUGGACCUAAAAAGUUUAAGAAUAUAACAAACUAUUUAGUAAAAAAGUGUAUAAAUAUGAACAUAAAAGAAACUCCUAAAAAUAUUUUGUAUCCAAAACUUGAUUUGCCAAAUGAUUUAAAUUAUGACACCCAUAUAAACCAUGUUACCCACACUUUGUGUGUAGGUUUGGAGGCCUACUUAGAUUCCUAUAAUGUUCAGAAUGUCCAAAACACUUUGGACAAAUUGAAUGAAAAAUUAUUAACUCAGAAUUCUGAAUCCAAUGAGGAAAUGAAAGUACCUGAUUACUGCUCAUACACUGUUAGUGAAAGCUUCAUAAAAAAGUACACUUGUUUGUACAAAACACUUAGAGAACUCAUGCUGGUGUUGGAUGAUUUGCGAAAGAAGGGAGAGCUUCAUGACUCACUUAAAAUAUUUGAAAAAAUUGGAUUGUUAGGUUUAUAGUGUUCCUUUUUAAUAGUUAUAAGAUUUUGGUGUGCUAAUGAUGCAACAUAAUAAUGGAUGCAACUUUAAUAGAGUUCAUUUGGUCCAGUGACCCACAUUCCAUAAAAACUAAUAAAUGGUGCCUGCUAUUUCCGUGAUUGCAUGAAAAAUAUAGCCUUGAAUUUCCUAGUCUGUAAUUAUUUUAUGAAUGUACCUAAUGUCAUUUCUGGGUCUUCCAUAUUCAAGAAAAUUUCUUAAUUUAUAUGACUACAACAAUAACAAGCAGGUGUAUGUAAUUAAUACAAAUAUUUACAAAUUUGUACUUCUGUUUACUAAGAAGGCUGGAGAAUACAGGAUGGCUUCUAAUCUGUGCAUUAGGUAUCAUCAUGGAUAUAUCAAAUAUUUUUCUGGUUUUAGUCAUUCUGAGAGAGCUCUGCUUUAAAAAUUGUAUGAUUGUUAUACUACUUUCCCACUAGCUGAUUGGACUUCAAAUUUUUAAAUGAUUGACUAUUAAUAAUGAGCAUUAAUAUGUAACAAUUGAUUCAAGGCAUUGUUUUAUAAUUGUCAUUGUUGUCACAAAAUUAUAAAGUAUGUUUGAAAUUAUAAUAAGAUCAGAACUAAAAGUACAUAAUGGUUAUUUGGCAAUUAUUUUUAGUAUUUGGUUUGUAUAAUGCAUUUCAGAUUCGAAAUAUCAACUGAGAUUUGAUACCAUUAAAAAUAAUUAGAUUUAUAUGUGCCAAUUAUAUAAGUCCUCAAUGUUGAUAUGAUCAACUAAGUUUAUAUUGCUACCUCAUUAUAUCAACAGUAAGAUUAAGUGCCUUAUUAUAUAAAUAAUAGGACCAUAUGUAUCAUCAUUUUUUGGUAUUUUUGUGCACAUAAAUACAUAAGAACUUUGUGUGGAAUACAAUUCAUUGACACAUGCUCAUUGUAAGUUAUGAAUGAUGUUUAUUUUUAUACAUCAAACACAAGUAAGCUUUUAUUUCCAAACAAAUACUCUUGAAACUCAACUGUGCUUUUUAAAUAGAAUAAUACAAAAAAUAAAACCAAAAUCUAUA
Amyelois transitella is the source of this 2976-nucleotide messenger RNA. RefSeq lists its product as uncharacterized. The record is from RefSeq and is a predicted model, not a curated record. NCBI's taxonomy places the organism in Eukaryota, Metazoa, Arthropoda, Insecta, Lepidoptera, Pyralidae. The coding region runs from base 92 to 1942 and encodes 616 amino acids. The transcript is spliced from 6 exons.